CGGCCCCGCGCCCGCCGCGCUGCACCCGGAGGAGGUCGCCGCGCGGCUGCAGCGGAUGCACCGGGAGCUGAGCAACCGUAGGAAGAUCCUGGUGAAAAACCUGCCCCAGGACUGCAGCUGCCAGGAAGUUCAUGAUUUAUUACAAGAUUAUGAGUUAAAGUAUUGUUACGUGGACAGAAAUAAGCGAACAGCUUUUGUUACCUUAUUGAAUGGGGAACAAGCCCAGAAUGCAAUUCAAAUGUUUCAUCAAUAUUCUUUUCGAGGAAAAGACUUAAUAGUCCAGCUGCAGCCAACAGAUGCUUUGCUGUGUAUUACAAACUUGCCCACUUCGUUUACAUUAGAAGAGUUUGAAGAACUUGUCCGUGCUUAUGGAAAUAUCGAGAGAUGUUUUCUGGUCUACAGUGAAGUUACUGGCCAUUCCAAAGGCUAUGGAUUUGUGGAAUACAUGAAAAAAGAUUUCGCUGCUAAGGCUAGACUGGAGCUAUUGGGCAAACAGUUGGGAGCAUCAGCUCUCUUUGCACAAUGGAUGGAUGUUAAUCUACUAGCCGCAGAGCUCAUUCAUUCUAAGUGCCUUUGUAUAGAUAAACUCCCUAGAGACUACAGGGAUUCGGAGGAGCUGUUGCAGUUUUUUUCCAGUAUCCAUAAACCUGUGUUUUGCCAGUUUGCACAGGAUGAAAGUAGUUGUGUUGGUGGCUUUGCAGUGGUUGAAUAUAACACUGCAGAGCAUGCUGAGGAGGUUCAGCAUGCAGCUGACGGUAUGACCAUCAAGGGGAGCCAAGUCCAAGUUUCCUUCUGUGCCCCAGGAGCACCAGGGCGAAGUACAUUAGCAGCCUUGAUAGCCUCUCAGCAUGUGAUGCACAGUAAUCAAAAGGGCUUACUUCCAGAGCCAAAUCCUGUACAAAUUAUGAAGAGUUUAAACAACCCUGCCAUGUUACAAGUUCUUCUACAACCCCAACUCUAUGGGCGAGCUGUUAAACCAGCAGUUCUUGGAACACCUUACAGCUUGUCACAUCUGAUGAAUCCAUCCAUCUCCUCUGCAUUUUUACAUUUGAAUAAAGCACAUCAGAGCUCAAUUAUGGGUAAUACUUCUAAUUUAUUCCUUCAGAAUCUUUCCCAUGUACCACUGGCACAGCAACAAUUAAUGAAGUUUGAGAAUAUUCACACUAAUAAUAAACCUGGCUUACUUGGAGAACCCCCAGCUAUGGUACUGCAGACUGCAAUAGGGAUAGGGUCAACGCUUUCCUUGAAAACAGAGUUGGGCCAUCUUGGAGAAGCACAUAAAACAUCUAAUCUGAUUCCAACUCAAACAGCUCUGACAGCUGGGAUGGGCAUACUGCCAUUCUUUCCAAAUCAGCACAUGGCUGGACAAGCUGGGCUAGGGCCCGGAAAUACUCAGGAGAAGCAGCCAGCCUCCAUGGGAAUGGCUGAAGGAAAUUUCUCAGGGUCACAGGCUUAUCUUCAGAGCUUUCCAAAACUUACUGUUGGAGGUUUGCUGACGGGACACCAUAAGCAACAACAAAGUCAGCCAAAAGGCACGGAGAUAAGUUCAGGGGCUGCCUCUAAGAAUCAGACUUCACUCUUGGGAGAACCACCAAAGGAAAUUCGGCUGAGUAAAAAUCCAUAUUUGAACUUGGCAAGUGUGUUGCCCAGUGUGUGCUUGUCCUCCCCUGCGAGUAAAACCAGUUUACAGAAGACUGGGAUUGCAAGCAACAUCCUGGAUGCGAUCUCUCAGGGCAGUGAAUCACAGCGCACACUGGAGAAGUGCAUCACUCAACCCUUUGGUGACUAUGCACAGGUGUCAUCUUUAAGAAAUGAAAAGCGAGGCUCAUCAUAUCUCGUCUCUGCCCCAGAAGGUGGUUCAGUGGAAUUUGUUGACCAGCAUUCUCAGGGCAAAGGAGCAUAUUACGUGGAGACCUACUUAAAAAAGAAGCGAGUGUACUGAGCUAAGUUCUUUCCUUAUAUAACCUCAUAAGGUUCUUUGCAGUAUCUCUGCUGUUCAUCGCUGCCUUAACUACAUUCAAACUAGCCAUAUCCUUUAAAUACGGGUUUAUAGUUUCCCAGAAAGAACUGUGUUGUGCAGCAGGCAUAAUUGCCAAAUAAAAAGUAGCAAUAAGAAGAGACAUCAAUUGAGGACAUUUUCCACUAGAAUUAGAGUCAUCUUAUUCAAUGUGAUAUAAGUCCACUGUAGAAAUUAACAAUAUUCCUUGUUUUAGGACUGGGAAUAAUUUUGACACCAUAUAUAAAAAUUUGAAGCAAUAAAUGGGAAACAGUCUUGUUUCCUGGGCCUUAGAAGAAUGAGUUUCUUAUAAGCCAAUGUGUAUUUCAAUUUAAUUUCCCUUAGAAGUAAUCUCAUUUAUAGAUUUUUAGAUCUUUUCCUUAGAACUAUAGGAAUACAAAAUGCAGUGAUGGUAUCGUUAUAAAGAUGCUCUUAUAUGCAAACUAAAUUAUUACCCCCACACCAGCCAGGCAAUAUAUAAUCCAAACAGAGUGAUGGUGACGUCCAAAGUAUACACUGCUACAGAUGCUUUACUCUUAAUAUGUUAUUAACCACUUAUGCCUUUUGUGAAAAACAAGGUGUUUUAAGAAAAGUAGCUCUGGUGAUCUAAUUUCAGGGGUUGGCAAACUCUACCCCGGGGUGAAAUUCAGUCCUCCACCUGUUUUUGUACAGACUACAAGCUAAGAAUGAUGUUUACAUUUUUAAAUGGUUGGAGGAAAAAUGAAAAUUUAUGACUUUAAAAUUAUAGAAGUUCAGUGCCCAUACAUAAAAUUUUAUUGG
Pteropus alecto (black flying fox) is the source of this 2776-nucleotide messenger RNA. It is a transcript of the gene RAVER2, whose product is annotated as ribonucleoprotein, PTB binding 2. Gene Ontology annotation, molecular function: mRNA binding. Gene Ontology annotation, cellular component: cytosol. The record is from RefSeq and is a predicted model, not a curated record. The transcript is spliced from 12 exons. The coding region runs from base 56 to 1942 and encodes 628 amino acids. Lineage: Eukaryota; Metazoa; Chordata; Mammalia; Chiroptera; Pteropodidae.